AUGGUGUCGAGCCAUGCCCCACACCCCAAGCUGUCACCCUCCCGCUCCGACCCCACACUCGGUCCUAUUCCAGAUGUUGGCAAAGGAGAGGGAGAGGAAGAGGAGGAGGAGGAUGGCGUGGGGCCUUGUCCGCCGGUCGCCCCGAAGAACUGCCUUCUCCAGCGGGGCAUCAGUGUCCUGGAGAAGCUCAUCAAGACGUGCCCUGUGUGGCUGCAGCUCAGUCUGGGCCGGGCGGAGGCAGCCAGGAUCCUGCUGCAGGAGGCGGCUGGGACGUUCCUGGUCCGUCGGGACAGCGGCUUGAAGCACCUGGUGCUCUGUGUCCACUUCCCUUCCCUCAAAGAGGGCUCGUCCGAGGUGCUCGAAUACACCGUUAAAGAAGAAAAAUCGAUAUUGUACCUGGAAGGCUCAGUUCUUGUGUUUGAGGACAUCUUCAGACUGAUCGCAUUCUACUGUGUCAGUAGAGAUUUGCUGCCCUUCACGCUAAGGCUGCCCCAGGCCAUCCUUGAGGCCAGCAGCUUCACAGACCUCGAGACCAUCUCCAACCUGGGCCUGGGCUUCUGGGACUCCUCACUGAACCCCCGGCGAGGUGGUGGGAGCCCCACGGAGCCCCCAAGAGACCCAGCCCCGGGAGCACCCCCAGCCUCCAGCCUCAGGUCCAGCGCCCAUUACGAGAACUGCUCGUGUGAAAUUGAGCUGUCCAUAGGAAAUGACCGCCUGUGGUUUGUGAAUCCGAUUUUCAUCGAGGACUGUGGCGGCAGUGCCCUGCCUGCCGACCAGCCACCCCCUGGAAGCUGCCCCUCGCGCCUGCUGCCUCCCACCUCCUUUGCUACCUCACCCACCUCCAAGUGGGCCCCUCGCCGCCCAGCACCCCCUCCCCCGGCACCCCUGCUCCAACCCUCUGGCCCGCUCCGGCCUCCUCCACCCCCCUCUCCUGUUCUGGCCUGUCCUUUGCCCAGUACCCGCCCAGUGGCUGCUCCCCUGCCUCCAGAGGCCCUUCCUCCCACACCCCCGGUGUCCGCCCCCCGUCUAGCACCCCAUGCCCCAGGCCCCCCCGACCAUCCAAGCCAGCCACCCAUGGCAGCCUGUGAGAGGCUUUCACAGCCCACAGGCCUGGGCCCCCUCAGGGAGGAAGAGAUGAAGUCAGGGGCAUCUCCUGGCCCCUUGCCACAGACCCCUGCCCCUCCAGUCCCAGGGAAGAAGAACUUCCCUGCUGCUCCUCCCAGACGCCGCAUCUCUGAGAAGGUCUCCCUGGAGCACCAGAGCGCAGGGCAAGUGGACAGGGGGAUGGCCGCAGAGGGGGACCAGCUAGGUCUUUCCAGGGCAUCCCCGCUCAGCCUGCCUCCCCAGGGGACCUCAGACAGUCCUGGGGACAGGCCUCAGAGGACAACAGAGCAAGGUCAGGAAGCAGCGGCCAAAGCCAGUGAGCCGGGCAGCCUGCCAGAGCCGCCGAGGAAGAUCCGACAACCCCCAAUCCCGCCCCCCAGGAGGAAACGGAUCUCCCGACAGCUGGCCUCAGGACUUCCAAGCCACCUGGAGAGCACCGAGUCGUGCACGAAGGAGGGAGCCCCCGAGAAACCCACGCCCGGUCCACCCAGAGAAGGCCAGAGCCCUGCCUCCCAAGCCAGGCCCCAGAGCCCGCACGCCCCGUCCAGCACCCGGCCCCAGAGCACAGCAGAGUUCAAGGGCUCCCUGGCCUCCCUCUUGGACAGCUUGGGAGUGCCCGCCUCGGCCACAGACCAGGACUCCUACUCAACCAGCAGCACAGAAGAGGAGCUGGAACAGCUGAGCGGCCCUGGGGGGAAGAAGAAGUCCUCGGUGAUCCUGGGCAAGGCGCGCCACCGUCUGAGCUUCGUGAGCUUCACCAAUGUCUUCCACGCGCUCCUCUCCAACAACCGCAAGCUGUCCAAGAGGGUGGUGGAACUGGCGCAGGACAAGGCCUCGUACUUCGGCAACCUGGUGCAGGACUACAAGGUGUACAGUUUGGAGAUGAUGGUGCGCCAGACCUCCAGCACAGAGAUGCUGCAGGAGAUCCGCACCAUGAUGACCCAGCUCAAGAGCUACCUGCUGCAGAGCACCGAGCUCAAGGCCCUGGUGGACCCUGCCCUGCACGCCGAGGACGAGCUGGAAGCCAUUGUGGAGUCGGCCUUGUACAAGUGUGUGUUAAAGCCCUUGAAAGAAGCCAUCAAUUCGUGCCUGCAUGAGAUCCACAGCAAGGAUGGCUCGCUGCAGCAGCUCAAGGAGAACCAGCUGGUGAUCCUGGCCACCACCACCACGGACCUGGGUGUGACUACCAGCGUGCCGGAGGUGCCCGUCAUGGAGAAGAUCCUGCAAAAGUUCACCAGCAUGCACAAGGCCUACUCGCCCGAGAAGAAGAUCGCCAUCCUGCUCAAGACCUGUAAGCUCAUCUACGACUCCAUGGCCCUCGGCAACCCAGGGAAGCCCUACGGGGCAGACGACUUCUUGCCCGUGCUCAUGUACGUGCUGGCCCGAAGCAACCUCACGGAGAUGCUCCUCAACGUGGAGUACAUGAUGGAGCUCAUGGACCCUGCCCUGCAGCUGGGGGAGGGUGAGUCACCAGCCCGGGCCUGGCUCUGGGCCACUGGGGCCCGAUGCAUGCCACCGGCCUCAGCCACACCCGGGGCACACUGCAUAGCCCAGUAA
Messenger RNA from Neomonachus schauinslandi (Hawaiian monk seal), 2661 nucleotides. RefSeq names its product Ras and Rab interactor 3 (gene RIN3). Gene Ontology annotation, biological process: vesicle-mediated transport. Lineage: Eukaryota; Metazoa; Chordata; Mammalia; Carnivora; Phocidae. Gene Ontology annotation, molecular function: small GTPase binding; guanyl-nucleotide exchange factor activity. Gene Ontology annotation, cellular component: cytosol; endocytic vesicle. The transcript is spliced from 9 exons. The record is from RefSeq and is a predicted model, not a curated record. Bases 1 to 2661 code for a protein of 886 amino acids.